Molecule: messenger RNA, 4295 nt
Organism: Moneuplotes crassus
Lineage: Eukaryota; Ciliophora; Spirotrichea; Euplotida; Euplotidae
Source: the annotation of a GenBank genome assembly
AUGUCUUCCAUAGACAGAGAGCACAACAAGUCAAAGCUAAGAAAGAACAAGAGGAAGAAAGCCACAAACUCCAUCCCUGUGAGCCUUGUAGGCAGCCCCUACAGCUCCAAGACUAGGCUUGGAGCUGAGGACGCUCUUUUUAACCUCACAGACCAGGAUAAGUUGCUAUCAAAACUUAUGAAGAAGUCCUUUAGAGACGGUCAGCCUUCGACAAUUGAUUUCAAAAGAGUCACAUCGUUAAAAGAUUGUGAGCAAAAAUAUAACAGACUAGAACUGAAAAGCUCAUACCCAAAAGGAAAAGACCUGAAGACUAAGAGCUUUAUUGAUAAUAUUGACAACAAGUCAGCCGCUAAGAAGAACCUAGGUUAUAAGAAUAUAAAAUAAGCAUGUGAGACAUAAGUCUGAUGGAUAUAAUAUCCCUCUUACUUACUCUAGCAACUUUACGAAAUACAUCAGACAUCCAAAGAGGUCCAAAGUGAAAUCUAAUAAGCGAUCUGGAUCUCGAGCUGAUAGUGAAAACUCUAAUAUAGUCACCUCGGUACAAAUCCUACAUCCGAAUAAGACUAAGCUUUUAGGUAAGAAGGAUACCUCUAUUGGAGAUUUUAACAAAACUGCUUCUAAGAGAUCUCCUUCUAUUACGAUGCUAAAGAAAUAAAAAGGUGAUUUCUAAGACUCAUGCUCAUAAUUCUCCGCUGUUAAGAUCAUCAGAAAGCCUCCAUUUCAGAUCAAAGAGCAAAUCAAAGCUAAACAAGAAGGUCUCACAGAUCACUACUGCUCAUGGAGAUAGAACCCUUGAGUCUCUUUCAAAUAAUCAUCCAAAGACUAUCAAGUCAGGUGUUUUUAAAGCUCGCAAAAAGGCUAUGAUAGCUAAAUUUUGAAAGAAGAAUUUCCCUAGCUCAAAGAAUUCCUCACCAAAGAGCUCUAAGUUAUGGAGUCAUUCAAAAAGUGAAAAGCCUACGACGAAAAAGAGGAUCAAAAAGAUGGUAUCAUCUAGAGGAACCUCAAUAAAUGAUAGAGAAACUCCACCAUUCAAUAAUAAAGACUUUAAGAAACCUUUGAUAAAAAAGAUGAACAAGCAUAAUAAAAUUAGUGCUUUCAUUGGGCAUGAAACUCAAGCACAAGCCCCUUCUCAGUUCAAUGCAAGCAAACUUUUGGGACAAGACAAGAAGCCUAUGCAGAUAUUUAUGAUGCCUGGUUCUGAGAGACACACUUGCUCUACAGCAAAAAGUAAUUAUGUGAAGUUCAGAGACACUAAACUGAAAUCUAAACUAAUCAAACAUAUGCCAGCGAACAGGUCUACUGAUCUGAAACUUCAGUUAGACAAGGGAAUAGAAAGGCCUCGUGGACAAGAAUACAAGAAGACUAAAUUCAUUAUUCCAAAGAAUCUCAGCAGGGAGACAUCAGAGGAGAAAGAAACUCUUUCGAAGUAUCUCAAAGAGAACCCAAAUGUUCAGAGUUGUACUAUUCAUAUUAAUGAAUUACUAAAUAGUGGGAUCUACAAAUAAACCGAGAAGCACUCAGAAAUCUAUGUCAAUAAGCAAGGAAUCCAGCUUGUCCAGGAUCAUUAGACGUCCGAGCUCUAAGAAAACUAGCAUUAGUAAGGUCAAUUCCUCCCUUGAGAGGCCACAGAAAGAAGGCUUAAUAAUGAACCGUAGCCACAUAAAAAAUCCAAAGACCAGUCAGAGUAACUAUAGUGAGAUUAUGACUGGAUUUGAUAAACCUAACCUGAAGAAGACCCAGGUGUACCUCAUGAAGAAAGUAAGCAAAGAGAGAGAAUUUUAAAUAAGAAAAGUACUGCUUCCAAUAAAUAUACAAUUCUGAAAUCAAAGAAACAUCUCAAUACAGAAAUGAGGCACAAGAAUAAAUCCCAACAGAUUUCUCCGUAUUCCAAAGGCAAGUUAUAUAAUUACCAACCUGUGGCAACAAAAAUGGAAUCAAAAAGACAGAAAUCAGGGAAGCAUAGUCAGAAGAGUACCCCUAAGAAGUGAACGUUCCUCUUCCAAUCUGUUGCUUCGAUCAUUUCUAAUCAGGAAGUUAAGCCAAAGAUUACCAUGAACGUGAGCAUUGAUCUGAGCCAGAACCAGAAACAGGAUGUCAACCUAAUAGAGAGGAAUUACUUCCAAAAUAUAUCUGCUAGAAGAAAGCAGGACAAAAAGUCUUUAGGGAAGACUUUUAAAGGACAAAAGAACCUUAAGCCUUUGGUCAUAGAAGAGGGCACUGACAAAGAUGAUAGCAGCACAAAGCGAAAAUCAUACUCAAAAUAUCCUAAACAACUGCCUCAAAGCAAAGAGACGAAGGUUAUGAAGAAAUUGCCCGACUCUCAAAAUAGAGCCAAGAAGAAGAGUGAGCAAAAUUACCAGAAAUACAACAAGCCUUUAAUAAAACCAAUAGAGCAGACCUGUCCAGGGGAGGAUAAAGUGAUCAAAGAUAAUACCAGUUUUGUCAAAAUAGAGAAGCCAUCUGAUGAAGAGAAGUAUUCAGACAUCCUUGAUUCCUUCAACUUUGAUGAUGUCUCUCUUAAUGCUUCAAAAGCUAAAGGAGAAAAUAAGAAAUUUGAUGAAGAGGAGGUAAAACUUGAAAUUCCUCAGAAAACGAUUGAGAGAAUAGAUACUGAAGGAACUAAUAUAUCGGCUUUGAAUCUUUCCCCUAGAUCUAAGGCGAAUAAGAAGCUUAAGAAAUUGAUUAGAACCACGUUUGCUCGGACUAACAAAGCACCUGACACUACUAGUGAGUUUUAUAAAGUAGGAAAAGUCCUUGGAAGGGGUGCUUUUGGUAAGGUAAACCUCACCAUCCAUCGACUCACAGAAGAAAUGGUCGCCAUUAAAAGUCUCAAUAAAGAGUUCCUGACUGACGAAGUUAGUAGAAAGAAGGUUAUGAAGGAGGUGAAAAUUCUUAAGAAAAUGAGGCAUAAAAAUAUCAUCCAAUUGCUUGAUACAUUUGAAACUCAAAAGCAUAUCAUUUUUGUCAUGGAGCUAUGCUCAGGUGGGGACUUGCUUAACUAUGUCAGAAAAAGGAGAAAACUGACAGAGGAUUAUGCAAAAGCGAUGUUUAAGCAAAUAUUAGAGGCUCUCCAAUACUGCCAUCGCUUGAAUAUUCUACAUAGGGAUAUUAAGCUUGACAAUAUUAUUCUUGAUUCUCAAGGUAUUAUCAAGGUAGGAGAUUUCGGAGUCUCAAAAAUUAUUGAUCCCACACAAGUGAUGUAUGAUCAAUGUGGAACUCCAGCAUACAUUGCUCCAGAAGUACUCAGAGACAAAGGGUACCGUGGAUUUGGCAUUGAUAUAUGGAGUGCAGGAGUAGUACUCUAUUCCAUGCUUUACGGUACAGUUCCAUUCAGAGCCCAGAAUAUGAACGAUUUGCAUGAAAUGAUUAUAAAAGCCAAAUAUACUCUUAAACCAGAGAUUAGUGAAGAGGCAAGGGACCUUCUCAAGAAAAUUCUUGAGGUUGACCCAAAGAAAAGACUCACCAUUCCUCAAAUCUUGGAUCACUCAUGGUUCAGUGACUGAAAUGAGAACCUAGAGAUUUUUACUGACAUUGAGAAAGAGAAGAUCAAGCAAGAAUUCUCUUAUAAUAACAUCAAGAAGGAGUAUAAAAAUAGCGAGACUGAUGUUUCAUGUGAUUUUACAGAGCAUCAUCUAGAGACAUGAGAUAAUGACGCGCUCAGAAACUUAACUACUAAAUCAAUCAUCCUAGCUCCGUUCAACAGCACGACAUCUGAGGUUCCGUCUGAAGAAGCCAAGGAGAUCGAAGAACUACGGCGUGAUAGAAAAGUGCUGAAAUUCAAUGCAAAAUGAAGGGAUUUCAACCGUCAAUAUGAGAUGAACAACAACUGUGAGCUCGACAAUGGAGUCUACAACAAAUUCAUGGAAAGUUCAAGAGCAAGCUUACAUUUUACUGAUAGCCAAAAUGACGGACUUACUGGAGGGAACUCCGUCGAGCUCUCAUUCAAUAAGAAUAAAGAUGCCGAAGAGUUUGAAGAUGAAGAUGACAUGGAUAACCAAAUAGAACUAGAAAUAAAAGACCAACAGAAUAAAAAGGAUAAAGGAGAACUAUCUGAAUUUGAACUUAUAACCCAAGAAGCUGAAAACAACCAACUUGAUAAGGAAGAGAUAGACGACUUCCUUGUUGAAGAAGUCUCUAAUUAUGGCUAUCCGGAGAGCUUUAUCAUAGACUCACUACAAAAGAACGAGAUUAACUAUGCGACAGCAAGUUAUUACAUCUUAAAGAAGCAAUUGGCUAUUAAUAAGAAGCACCCUUUAGUACUGGUUAAAGAGAUGAGUGCUAAGAUUAAUGAAUAA